AUGGCUGCGCAAAUAACCUCAAAGCUUGCCAACCUCAAUCCCUUCUCCAAGCGCGCCCCCGAGGAUGAGGAAGAGCUCGGCGAGAAGACGGACCACUCCACCCUCGCCGGUGGAGGCCACGCCGCCCGCGACUCCGACCUCAAGCACCGCCUGCGCGUGAGUCGCGCAAUCAAGUCCUUCCUGGUCGACCAGAAGGUUCUGUCCUCCAAGGAGGCGGACAUCGAUUCGGACCAGCCCUCCCGCGCCCUGCAGGCUCUCGUCGACAAGCCUCACAUCAGCGUGCCGCGCGAACUCACUGACAGGUCCCACCCGCUGCCCGAGUACUUCAUCAGCUCCAGCCACAACACCUACCUCCUGGCCCACCAGCUUUAUGGAAGCUCCUCGGCCGAGGCCUACGAAGACACUUUGCGCGCUGGUGCACGCUGCGUCGAGAUUGAUGCCUGGGACAACCCCGACAACAAGGACGAGCCAAAGGUCACCCACGGCUACACCCUGGUCUCUCACAUCCCCUUCCGUGCCGUGUGCGAGACCAUCCGCGAUGUCGUCGACCAGGAGGCGAGAGAUCCUAACCCGGCUGCCCCCAUCCUUCUGUCUCUAGAGAACCACUGCGACCCAGAAGGGCAGAUGCGCCUCGUUCAUAUCAUGAAGGAAGUCUUUGGCGACAGGUUGCUGAGCAAGGCGGUGCGAGAGAAGGGCCACGCGGAGCAGGAAGGCGACAGCCCUGUCCGUCUCGAGGAGCUCGGCAACAAGAUCGUCCUCAUUGUCGAGUACCACUUCCCAGGCGAGCCUGACGACAGCAGCUCCAGCUCUGACGACGAGGAUGAGGAAGAGAGAAAGAACCACGAAGCCUACAAGGCCAAGAAGAAGGCUGCCCCAAAGACGCUCAUUGUUCCCGAGCUCGAGGCGCUCGGCGUCUACGCCCAGUCCGUCAAGCCAGUCGACAACUCCUGGUACGAGGACAUUCUCAAAGACGGGCCUCACCACCACCUCAUUAAUGUGUCCGAAUCUGGCCUCGCCUCCCACAUGCCCGAGGCGAGCGACAAGAUCUCCCGACACAACGCUCAGCACCUCAUGCGCGUCUUCCCGAAGGGCACCCGUAUUUCAUCUAAGAACCUCCAUCCGGUCCCUUUCUGGGGCAUCGGUGCUCAAAUCUGCGCUCUCAACUGGCAGACCUUUGGCGCAUCGAUGCAGCUCAACGAGGCCCUCUUUAGUGGUUCCGAGGGCUUCAUCCUGAAGCCUGCCGCGCUCCGGGCUGGCGGCUCCGGCCAUCUUGAUUCGGGAGGCAAGAAGAAGCUGCGUCUCCACGUUGGCGGUGCCACCGACGUACCUAUCCCUUCAAAGCGUGAUGACGACGAGCCCAUCAAGCCCUACCUCACCUGCACGCUUGUACACCCGCAUGAUCUGUCCAUGGAACCCCCUAAGAGGAAGACAGCAGGGUACAGGCAACACAAGCUCACGGGCUUCUUGCACAAGGGCGAGAACCCACCACCGACGGAACCGCUCUGGGACGAGACGCUAGAGUGGGAGUACCAGGACAACGAGAUGGUGUUCUUGCGAAUGCUCAUUAAGAGCGACGACAGCUUCGCGAGGAACCCGAUGCUGGCAGUCGGGGCCGUGCGGCUGGCUUACACCGUACCUGGCUGGGUCUUUAUCCGGAUGUUGGAUUUGAAGGGCAGAGAGACGACGUGCUCCAUUCUCGUCCGCUUCGAGAUUGUUGAUGCAUAA
Molecule: messenger RNA, 1725 nt
Organism: Colletotrichum chrysophilum
Lineage: Eukaryota; Fungi; Ascomycota; Sordariomycetes; Glomerellales; Glomerellaceae
Exons: 1
Coding region: 1-1725 (574 amino acids)
Biological process (GO): lipid metabolic process; phosphatidylinositol-mediated signaling
Molecular function (GO): phosphatidylinositol-4,5-bisphosphate phospholipase C activity
Source: RefSeq, a predicted model, not a curated record